AUGAUUACCAUCAUGGUGAUUCAUGUGUUUGGACAAGAUUUAAGUGUUAGUAUAGCUCCGACACGCACACAAUACAGUAACAAACAAGAUGUAGAAGUGAUUCUUAAUUAUAGAAAUCAAGGUUCAAAAAAAGUUUUAAUUUAUAAAUGGUAUUUUCCCGAUCAACAAUUAUUUCAUCCAUUAUUUGAAAUAACUCGAGAUGGUAAGCGCGUUGCAUAUAUUGGUCCAGUUGUUAAACGACGUACACCUAUUGCUGAAGAUAUGGUUUCUCUUGAAUCUGGUAAAAGUAUAAGUACUCGCGUUCAACUCUCUUCAGUAUAUAACAUGACUGAAACUGGUAAUUAUGCAAUUCGAUUCAACUUGUGGAAUGAAUUUAUAUCAUUCAUUCAUGGUUAUGGUUAUGAUGUUUAUGUUUAA
Molecule: messenger RNA, 417 nt
Organism: Adineta steineri
Lineage: Eukaryota; Metazoa; Rotifera; Eurotatoria; Adinetida; Adinetidae
Source: the annotation of a GenBank genome assembly